This is a messenger RNA of Peronospora matthiolae, 408 nucleotides long. The record is from the annotation of a GenBank genome assembly. Lineage: Eukaryota; Oomycota; Peronosporomycetes; Peronosporales; Peronosporaceae.
AUGGCCGAAGCCGAUAUCUCGGUUGGCAGUUGCGAUGUGGUUAAUGCAGUCAUCGAGCAAGAUCCGAAACACUUUGGUGAGGCGAUGAAGAGUAAACAUCGCAACCAAUGGCAAAUGGCCAUGACCGGAGAACUGGACGCACUCAAGGCAAAUGACGUCUGGGAGAUCGUUGUGCCACCAGGAAAUGCACAUGUUCUACACAACAUUGGGUCUACAAGACAAAGACCGACGCGAAAGGGGACAUCGAGCGCGUUCAUGGACUUAGGAACGGUAAUGCUGAUCCUGGUGCUUUUGAGACGCUGGAAGGUACCGGCGCGACACGGUGAUGUACCUAAUGCGUACGUCAAGGGUGAAAAGGAGGAGCACCUGGAUAUCUACAUGAAGGUGUCGAAGGGGAUGACAGUAUAG